Molecule: messenger RNA, 3528 nt
Organism: Erpetoichthys calabaricus (reedfish)
Lineage: Eukaryota; Metazoa; Chordata; Cladistia; Polypteriformes; Polypteridae
Gene: cyp51a1
Product: lanosterol 14-alpha demethylase
Exons: 10
Coding region: 219-1718 (499 amino acids)
Molecular function (GO): iron ion binding; monooxygenase activity; heme binding
Source: RefSeq, a predicted model, not a curated record
CAGCCAAUCAGAGCGCUGCGAUAGUAGACACACACUCUGGAGCGAUCGGAGAACAAGAGCAGCUUAGCCGCGCUGCAGCACCGCGAUAUGGCAUCACACAUGCUUUAAACCCCGCCGCUCGACCCUUUAGUUUUCUCCUCAUUUUCUGCGGUGACUCAACAAAAAGAGAACUGCAGCAGCGCAAAUUGAAGUGAACAUCAGUGAGCACAGAUCCAGCAAUGACCUUGCUUGAAGCGAGCACGUCCCUUAUUGGGAAUGCCGUGGAGGGAGUUGGCAAUAAUCUAACUUCUAUGGUCCUUUUGACUAGUGCUUUCAUCUUGAGUGUCAGCUACCUGUCUAAGAUUGCAUUCAAACAUUUCCAUCUGCACGAUAGAGAUGUGAAAUAUCCUCCCUACAUUCCAUCAAGUAUCCCUUUUCUUGGCCAUGCUAUAGCAUUUGGGAGGAGUCCAAUUGAAUUUCUUGAGAAGGCAUAUGAAAAGUAUGGUCCUGUCGUUAGCUUCACUAUGGUGGGCAAGACAUUUACAUAUCUAAUCGGAAGUGAUGCUGCCACCUUGCUGUUCAAUAGCAAAAAUGAAGACCUCAAUGCAGAAGAUGUGUACUCCAAACUUACAACACCCGUGUUUGGAAAAGGAGUUGCUUAUGAUGUCCCCAACCAUAUCUUUUUGGAGCAAAAGAAGAUGCUGAAGACAGGCUUGAAUGUUGCACAGUUUAAACAACAUGUAGAAAUGAUUGAAGAUGAAACCAGAAAGUAUUUUGAACGAUGGGGAGACAGUGGAGAAAGAAACCUAUUUGAAGCUCUGUCUGAACUGAUCAUCUUAACAGCUAGCAGAUGUUUGCAUGGGAAGGAAAUACGAAGCCUUUUGAACGAGAAGGUUGCUCAGUUGUAUGCUGAUCUGGAUGGAGGCUUCACUCAUGCAGCUUGGCUUUUGCCAGGAUGGCUCCCAUUGCCAAGCUUCAGGAGGAGGGACCGAGCUCAUAAAGAGAUCAAAAAUAUCUUUUACAAAGUCAUUCAGAAGCGCAGAGCGUCAGGAGAGAGAGAGGAUGACAUGCUUCAGACUCUGCUGGAUGCAACAUACAAGGAUGGCUGUCCACUAUCUGAUAAUGAAAUCGCUGGCAUGUUAAUUGGGCUGCUUCUUGCUGGACAGCACACUUCGUCCACUACCAGCGCUUGGAUGGGGUUCUUUUUAGCCAGAGACAAAUCCCUCCAGGAUCGAUGCUUUGCUGAGCAGAAGGCUGUGUGUGGUGAGGACCUGCCACCAGUCAAAUAUGAACAGAUUAAAGAUCUCAACUUGCUUGACCGCUGUCUUAAAGAAACAUUAAGGCUCCGACCACCUAUCAUGACAAUGAUGAGGAUGGCAAAGACACCUCAGGUGGUUGAAGGCUUUACAAUUCCUCCUGGUCAUCAGGUGUGUGUAUCUCCAACUGUCAACCAUCGGCUGCAGGAUACCUGGGUUCACAGAUUAGACUUCAACCCUGAUCGCUACCUUAAUGAAAACAACAGUACUGGGGAGAAGUUUGCAUAUGUACCCUUUGGCGCUGGUCGUCAUCGCUGCAUUGGUGAGAACUUUGCCUACAUACAGAUCAAGACCAUUUGGUCAACGCUGCUCCGUCUGUACGAGUUUGAACUGCUCAAUGGCUACUUUCCAACAGUAAACUACACCACCAUGAUUCACACACCCCACAAUCCCAUCAUCAGGUACAAGCACCGAGUGCACUGAAGAGUCUUCGCACAUGAAGGACUUGAUGUUUCUGUGGAAAAUUUUUUCUCGUUACUUGAAAGUCUCUUUUUGUAUGACAUUUAAUUUUUUUGUUGAUAAUGGAUUAUACAGUAAUUUCAGAACACACAUGGAAAGAAUCUUUAGUUGUAAAUGUAAAAUAUGAUGCAAACAACUCCCCACCCAAUAAAAAUGCAAGAAAUUAAAAAUUAAAAACAGUAAAAAUCUUUCUAAACUUUGUUCUAUAAGUAAAUAAAUAUAAAAAGCUGCAUUUUGGCUGAAUUACAUUUAGAGCUUUUUAGAAAAGGUUUUUGAAACUAGAGUCGGACUCUUUUCUUUGAGCGAUGCUGAUGUCUCUCGGUCACAGGUUUAGGGAGUGCGCUACACUUGCCCCACUGUUGUCAGAAAUGUUUGUGUAAUCACUGACACAGCCUUGGACCUCAAAUCACUCUUAACACUGACAGAAAUAGCGAUGAAAAUUCUCUUCUAAUACACCACACUGCUUGCACAAACAUUUGCUUUGCUCAGUUCACCUUUCAUAAUUCAGUGGGAAAGCCAUCUUUUAUUAUCUCAAAGUGAAUAAAACCCAUUCUGUAUGUGAGGAUUUGUUCAGAAUUUGCCCAAAACUGACUGCUGUAAUUCUAAAGAAGGCUUUUCAUUUGAUUUGCUCUUCUAUUCUGAUGACGCUCUUAUUAGACGGCUCUUAGCUAUGUGGGGGUCGACUGUUAAAUUUCAUAGAUUGCCUUUGCAAAAAAAAUAAUUGUACUUGCUAUGUUAUUUUUAUCAUUGAAUUAUGUUUUGUUUUUGCACUUUGUUCUUUAAAUAAAUCAAUUAAUUAAUAAAAAAAAAAGGCUUGGGAAAAAGAACAAGCAUUUGAACAAAGCACAGUCCUCCUGUUUUAAAGACACCGCCUCCAUACCGAAGAUGCAUUGCGUAAGCUACUGACUGUUUAAGUGAGAUCAGCAUAGCAGUCUAACAUGAAGACACAAAACUAUGUAAUGCCUCCAAAGGAAUGCAUUCUGGGAGAAAAGUAUAUAUCUAAAUCGAAAUGUUUUUUUUUUUUUUUUAAACAUUAAAACCACAUUAAACUUUUAAAAUAUUAAGGCAGUCCAUAGUUAUUUAUUAUGUAAAGCUGUUUUCCAAUUAACAGACUAGUUUCUGCGGUAUGAUGUGCAAAGUUAGUAAAAAUGAAAAGACCUCAAAUGCUAACUGUCACAAUCGGCUCGGCUACAGUAGAAUUGGAGAGUAUUCUAUUCAGAUCCUGUCACUUUCUGCACACAUCCAAUCUGACAUUUUCCCCAUCAAUCUGCACUCAACAAGCCCUAAUGACAAAGUGAAUACAGGUUUGCAAACUCGGUCAUUGAUAUAAAUAUUCAGACACUUUACUGUGUCGCCCCAAAUUGUGCUCAGGUGCAUCCUGUUUGCUUUAGUUCUCCUUGAGAUGGGUCUAGAACUUGGUGUCCAUGUAGACCUUCAUGAUAAAACUGUGGUGGGGCACAGAUCUGGGCAAGGGAAUCAAACCAUUUCCAAAGCUUUGGAUGGAUGAAACCUCAUGAACUUUCUUCCCGAUUGUGCCGAAAAAAGAUCUGAAAAUGGUGACAUCUGGUGGUUUACAGCUAUCAUAGCAGCCAUGAGCUUGAGGAAGCCAGUGGAGGAAGCGCACUCACAAGUCUUCUACUUUCAAACUGACUGGUGCACUACAAGUCUAAGAACAUGCUGUGUGUUCAUUCUGAUCUUAUGAUAAUCAUGUUGUCAUUAAACUGCUGCAAUUAAUGUAUGGGUGACAAUUUUUUACAAUAAAAUAAUGUUUAAA